Messenger RNA from Drosophila sechellia, 830 nucleotides. RefSeq names its product Attacin-C (gene AttC). Gene Ontology annotation, biological process: defense response to bacterium. The transcript has 2 exons. The record is from RefSeq and is a predicted model, not a curated record. Gene Ontology annotation, cellular component: extracellular region. Bases 62 to 787 code for a protein of 241 amino acids. Lineage: Eukaryota; Metazoa; Arthropoda; Insecta; Diptera; Drosophilidae.
GACAGUCAACAGUCAGCCGCUUAGUCAAGUAGAUCGAAAGUCAGCAGAUUAAUACAGCAAGAUGAGCAAAAUUGUUUUCCUAAUCGUGGUCAUCAUUGGCGUACUUGGCUCCCUUGCGGUGGCCCUGCCCCAGCGUCCGUAUACCCAGCCACUGAUCUACUAUCCCCCACCACCGACGCCACCCAGAAUCUACAGAGCACGUCGCCAGGUGUUGGGUGGAUCGCUCACAUCCAAUCCGAGUGGCGGCGCCGAUGGCCGAUUGGAUCUAAGCAAGGCCAUUGGAACGCCCGAUCACCAUGUCAUUGGACAAGUGUUCGCAGCGGGCAACACGCAGACCAAACCGGUAUCCACUCCCGUAACCAGCGGCGCUACCCUCGGCUACAACAAUCAUGGACACGGCCUGGAACUGACCAAAACCCAUACGCCCGGUGUGCGGGACAGUUUCCAGCAAACGGCCACCGCCAAUUUGUUCAACAACGGAGUUCACAAUCUGGAUGCCAAGGCAUUUGCCUCGCAGAACCAACUGGCCAAUGGCUUCAAGUUCGAUAGGAAUGGAGCUGCCCUGGACUACUCUCACAUCAAUGGUCAUGGAGCCACCCUGACGCACGCCAAUUUUCCCGGACUGGGCAAGCAAUUGGAGCUGGGUGGACGUGCCAAUCUUUGGCAGUCGCAGGAUCGCAACACAAGGCUCGAUCUGGGCAGCACGGCAUCCAAGUGGACAAGUGGACCCUUCAAGGGCCAGACCGAUCUGGGCGCCAAUCUGGGACUCUCCCACUACUUUGGCUAAAACUAUUUUCUUAAAAAUACAUUACACAAUAUUUAUUCUAAAA